GAGACUACUUGCGUAGCGCGAGUUAAAAGUAUGGUAGUUGUUAAAACUUCGUUCUGGGAAUGAUAAUUUAUAUUAUGCUCGAUAGGUUUCUGCUGUGUAGUAUUGGAGAAUAUCGUUUGAUUUAUGUGAUUAAGAGUAGCAGAAGCUGCCUAAUUCCAGCUCUUGGUUGCAGCUGAGUACUAAAAAAUGACAUGUAAAAAACCUGGAGGGAAUUGCCAACUCUAUGGUGACUGGUAGACAGCUGGGCACUUUGGUGCCGUAUGAGGAAUCACUACUCUUGCAAUUCUUUGGAAGGGAUAAGCUAUUGUAAGUAAAACCUAACCGUAGGAAAACAGCUACAGAGUGUCAGAAAGGGUUGUUCUGUUUUGAUCCCCAGUGUGACAACCCCCGCUAGUGACUCCUCAACAUGGCGUAGCUCUUUGAUCGUCCCGACUCCCGAGGCAAAAAUCACCUCGUGAAAAACGGGCUAAGGAGGGCAGGGCUGAGUGAAACAGGAUCAAAAACAUGUCGCGGUGGAUCCCCACCAAGCGGGAGAAGUAUGGAGUCGCAAUCUAUAACUAUGAUAGCACACAAGAGCAAGAGCUUUCGUUACAAGUUGGCGAUACUGUUCACAUACUGGAAAUGCAUGAAGGCUGGUAUAGAGGAUACACACUUAGAGACAAAUCUAAGAAGGGAAUUUUCCCAGCAUCCUACAUUCACUUGAAGGAAGCAACUGUAGAAGGCGGAGGAAAACAUGAGACUGUGAUUCCUGGUGAUCUUCCUCUUGUACAAGAACUUACCACCACGCUAAGGGAGUGGGUUUCUAUUUGGCACAACCUCUAUGUUAGCAACAACAAGCACCUCUUCCGACAUGUGCAACAGAUGAUCUACAGCUUGAUCGAAUGGAGAUCACAGAUUGUCUCAGGGACACUGCCAAAAGAUGAGCUACUUGAACUGAAGAAGAAGGUCACAGCAAAAAUCGAUUAUGGAAACAGAAUUUUGGGCUUGGAUUUGGUGGUUAGAGAUGACAAUGGAAACAUUCUAGAUCCUGAUCAGAGUAGCACAAUUAGUCUGUUCAAAACGCAUGAAACUGCUUCCAAUGGAAUUGAUGAAAGGAUACAAGAAGAGAAGUCUAGAUUACAGAAUGCAGAUCUGCAACGACAAUCAAUAUUUAGCAGUACACACACUUACAGCUUGUAUGUUAAUCUCAAAAAUUUUGUCUGCAACAUGGGAGAAGAUGCUGAACUCUUGAUGUGUCUCUAUGAUCCUGACCAGUCGGAGUUUAUUAGUGAAAAUUACCUGGUCCGAUGGGGAAGUACUGGCAUGCCAAAGGAGAUUGAGAAACUCAACCACCUGAGUGCAGUAUUUACUGACCUCAGCAGUUCAGAUUUGAUACGACCAAGGAUCAGCUUAGUAUGUCAGAUUGUUCGCGUGGGCCACAUGGAGUUGAAGGAAGGCAAAAAGCACUGAUGGAUAUUAGUGAUAUAAUUCAUGGGAAGGUGGACGAUGAAGAAAAGCAGCAUUUCAUUCCAUUCCAACAAAUUGCUAUGGAAACCUAUAUUCGACAACGCCAGCUGAUCAUGUCUCCACUCAUGACAUCCCGUGUUAUUGGAGAGAAUGAACCACUUACUUCUGUUUUCAACAAAGUAAUUGCUGCUAAGGAAGUGAAUCACAAAGGGCAAGGUCUCUGGGUUUCCCUGAAACUUCUACCUGGGGAUUUUGUGCAGGUUCAGAAGGAUUUUUCUCAUCUCAUUGACCGAUCAACGGCUGUGGCUCGAAAAAUGGGAUUUCCAGAAAUAAUACUUCCAGGUGAUGUUCGUAAUGACAUCUAUGUCACACUGAUACAAGGGGAGUUCGAUAAAGGAAAGAAAAAAACACCAAAAAAUGUGGAGGUCACAAUGUCUGUAUGCGAGGAAGAGGGGAGCAUUGUGGAGAAAGCUAUUCACCCAGGUGCAGGUUACGAUGGUGUUUCAGAGUACAAAUCGGUCAUUUAUUAUCAAGUGAAGCAACCUUACUGGUAUGAAACAGUGAAGGUAGCUAUUGCCAUUGAAGAUGUUCAUCGUUGUCAUUUGAGGUUUACAUUUCGUCAUCGGUCAUCACAAGAAUCUAGAGAUAAAUCGGAAAAGGCCUUUGGGAUGGCCUUUGUAAAACUGAUGAAGGCAGAUGGUACUACACUGAGGGACGGCAAGCAUGAUCUAAUUGUUUACAAGGGUGACAGUAAAAAAGCAGAAGAUGCUAAAUGUUACUUAAGUUUACCUGGUACAAAACUGGAACAAGAGGAAAGAGAGGGACAGUUGUCAAAGAAUUCACAUCCUGCAACCAGCUUGGCUGUCACAAAAGACAGCUUUCAGAUCGCAACACUUACUUGCUCUACAAAACUGACACAGAAUGUCGAUCUGCUUGGCUUACUGAACUGGCGCUCUAACCCUCAAAAUAUUGCCCAGAACUUGAGAAAGCUGAUGGAGGUGGAUGGGAGUGAAAUUGUGAAGUUUUUGCAAGAUACACUUGAUGCACUUUUUAAUAUUAUGAUGGAGAUGUCGGACAACGAAGCCUACGAUGUUCUGGAAUUUGAUGCACUGGUAUUUAUCAUUUCGUUAAUUGGUGACAUCAAGUUUCAGCAUUUUAAUCCAGUACUUGAAACCUAUAUAAGCAAGCACUUUAGCGCAACUCUGGCUUAUGUUAAACUGACUAAGGUUUUGAACUACUAUGUAGGAAAUGCAGAGGAUCAACAAAAGACUGAAUUGCUGUUCACUGCACUGAAGGCACUAAAAUACCUCUUCCGUUUUAUUGUUCAGUCCAGAGUAUUAUACCUCAGAUUCUAUGGUCCAAGUGAAGAUGGCGAUGAGUUUUUUAAUUCAAUUCGAAAGUUGUUCCUUUCCUUCAAUGUUUUGAUGGACAGGCCCUUAGAAGAGGCUGUAAAGAUCAAGGGAGCCACGUUGAAGUAUUUGCCUGGCAUUGUAAAUGAUCUCAAAAUGGUGUUUGAUCCAAUUGAGCUCAGUGUUCUUUUUACCAAGUUCAUCGAGAGUGUGCCCCAUAACCAGCUGCUGCGUCAGAAGCUGAGCUGCAUGACAAAAAUAGUGGACAGUGACCUUUUCAAGCAAGCUGAGUGCCGUGAUAUCCUGCUUCCAUCAAUGACUGACCAACUAAGUGGUCAGUUAGAUGACCAUGCCAACAAACCUGAUCAUGAGGCUUGCUCCCAGCUUCUCAGUAGCAUUCUGGAUGUACUAGAUAGGAAGGAUGUGGGUCCGACCAGUAUGCAUAUCCAGAUGAUUAUGGAGCGGCUGCUGCGGAGAAUCAACAGGACAGUGAUUGGGAUGAGCAGGCAGUCCAUUCAUAUCGGUAGUUUUGUGGCAUGUAUGACGGCAGUCCUGAAACAAAUGCAAGACCAGCACUACAGCCAUUACAUCAGCACUUUUAAAACAAGACAAGACAUCAUAGACUUUCUGAUGGAAACUUUCAUCAUGUUUAAAGAUUUGAUAGGGAAGAAUGUUUACCCAAGUGACUGGAUGGUUAUGACAAUGAUGCAGAACAGAAUCUUCCUCCGUGCAAUAAAUCAGUUUGCAGCUGUGUUAAAUACACACUUCCUGGACCAAGCCAACUUUGAACUUCAGCUUUGGAACAAUUAUUUUCAUUUAGCAGUUGCCUUUCUUACUCAUGAGUCUUUGCAGCUGGAGACCUUCUCUGAGCAGAAGUGUAGUAACAUCAUGAAAAGGUAUGGUGACAUGAGGAAGGAGAUUGGCUUCAGGAUAAGGGACAUGUGGUACAACCUUGGACCUCACAAGAUCAAAUUCAUUCCAUCAAUGGUAGGUCCAAUUCUGGAAGUGACUCUGGUUCCAGAACCAGAACUUCGAAAGGCCACAAUUCCCAUCUUCUUUGAUAUGAUGCAGUGUGAGUUCAACUUUAUGAGGAACGGGACUUUCCACAUGUUUGAGAACGAGCUGAUUACCAAACUGGACCAGGAAGUGGAGGGAGGACGAGGGGACGAGCAGUACAAAGUGCUACUGGAGAAAAUAUUGUUAGAACACUGCAGGAAGCAUAUGUAUCUCUCUGGCCCUGGUGAGAAAUUUGUACUUUUGGUCAGCAGCCUUUUGGAAAACCUUCUUGACUACAGAACGAACAUGCAUGAUGAGAACAAAGACAACCGCAUGAGCUGCACUGUCAACGUCUUGAACUUCUACAAAGAGAAGAAACGAGAAGAUAUAUACAUUAGGUACCUAUACAAGCUACGGGAUUUGCACAUGGGGUGUGAGAACUUCACUGAGGCAGCUUACACGCUGUUGCUACAUGCAGAACUUCUAGAGUGGUCUGACAAGCCAUGUGCACCACACCUUGUUCCAAGAGUCAGCUGCCACAUGUAUUCACAGCAAGAACUGAAGGAACGACUUUAUCAAGAGAUCAUAUCCUCCUUUGACAAAGGCAAGAUGUGGGAGAAGGCAAUUCAGCUAAGCAAAGAGCUAGCUGACAUGUAUGAGAACCAGCUGUUUGACUACGAGGGACUCAGCCUUCUUCUGAAAAAACAGGCCACAUUUUAUGAGAACAUAAUGAAGGCAAUGAGACCCCAACCAGAAUAUUUUGCUGUUGGAUAUUAUGGUCAAAGUUUUCCCUCAUUUUUACGGAAUAAAGUCUUUAUUUAUCAAGGGAAGGAAUAUGAACGUUGGGAGGAUUUCAACCUGAAGUUAAUGACCCAGAUUCCCAAUGCAGUGAAAAUGACAAGCACAUCACCACCAGGAGAAGAAAUGAAGUCGUCCUCAAAACAGUAUAUACAAUGCUUUACAGUUAAGCCUGUGUUGAACCUGCCAAGAUGUUACAAUGAUAAACCUGUACCAGAGCAGAUCCUAAACUACUACAGAGCAAAUGAAGUGCAGCAGUUUCAGUACUCUCGUCCUUUCCGAAAAGGAGAAAAGGAUCCUGAAAAUGAGUUUGCGACUAUGUGGAUUGAAAGGACAACAUAUACCACUGCAUACAGUUUCCCUGGAAUUCUGAAAUGGUUUGAAGUGAAAUCCAUUACAACAGAAGAGAUUAGUCCCUUAGAGAAUGCCAUUGAGACCAUGGAAAAGACCAAUGAGAAGAUAAGUAAUCUUGUGCAGCAACACAUUUGUGACCAUUCACUUCCUGUGCAUCCUCUGUCCAUGCUGCUGAAUGGCAUUGUUGACCCUGCUGUCAUGGGUGGCUUCGCCAAUUAUGAAAAGGCUUUUUUCACAGAGAAGUAUAUGCAGGAACAUGCUGAAGAUCUGGAAAAGAUUGAGCUCCUAAAACAACUUAUUGCCAUCCAGAUUCCGUUGCUGGCAGAUGGGAUUAGGAUUCAUGGUGAAAAGUCGAAUGAGGCCCUAAAACCAUUGCAUAACAGGUUAUCUACAUGUUAUAGAGAGCUGAAGGAAAAAGUUGAAAAGCUGUAUGGUGUUAUCACCUUGCCACCUUCUCUGACUGAGAGAAAGAAGAGAUCAGGUUCAAUGGUGAUGCCUUACAUUAUGGCAGCAACGCUCAGAAGGUUGUCCACAGUUUCAGUCGCAUCAUCCACAGUUUCAUCAUCUUCCACUUCUUCAGACAGCAUCUCUUCUAGACCAGGAUCAGAUGGGUCAAUUCUUGAACCUCUGUUUGAACGAAGGGCUUCAACAGUUUCCAGGGCAGAAGAGACUGCUGCUAAAGAUGAUAGUGAUAAUCGAAUCAAUAAAUUUAAGAGAAAAGAGUGGAGUGUUAGCAAGUCUCAGGUUAUCGUUGAAAGGGAGACUGAAAGUGAUCUCUGUCAAGACAUGAACAGUGUUGGCAAAACACAACGACCAAAGAGUCUACAGCUUGGAGACAAACGUCUUACAUUGCUACAGGGGUCUUCACUUCAGCAAGCACAGUUGUCACUGACAAAUCCACCCCCAUUAACUCCUAAAUCACAACGAACACAGAGUUCUCCGUCUCUGCAAACCGAUGGACUAUCUGCUUUUGAGCUCCCUGACAUUCCUUCAUCUACUCCCCCUCCUCCUCCACCUAAAAGCAAACCAUAUGAAAAUGGAAGUCAGCGGAACUCUUUAGAGGUUGCACCACCACCAUUGCCCAUGCGACGUGAAGUAAAGCCACCUCCUCCACCUCCGAAAGCACGGCGAUCUAACAUGUCUUCACCAGAAUAAACACAGCCACUGAGGUUACUUUUCCUUUCAUGCCUCCUGAAGAGGAAGACAUUUCCAGUUUCCAAGUGCCUAGAGAUGGCUGAAGUACAAACUGUCACUGUUGAAGCUUGCAGCCCACUUCUUCACAUGAGGUCCACAUGGUACUUUGAAGGACAAGUUAACAUUUAUUUUGUCAGAAGGUGCUGAAAGUGUAGGUAUCACAGUUUGAAUGUUGUGUCAUCCUUCUGGAAGGUGCAGCAGUUUAAAUCAUCAGCCAUGUACCUUGUGUAGCAGUGUGCCAGCCAUGCUUCAAAAGUCUCAUAUUAUUGCACAUUAAAUAAGCCCUUUUCAAAGACGAGUAUUUACUGGGCUUUGUACCAGCCCUCUGUAAAAACACAAUUGGCAGCACAGUACUUUUAUCAAUAUGGUACCACAGUGACAUUGUAUGCUGUACAGUCAUUUGAAUGUGUAAAUAGCUACAGCUCAUUCAGGCUGACUGUCGCAUUAGUUGGAAGAAAAUAGUGAAGGAGUUGUAUCUCUCUCUUUUUUUUUUUUGAUGACACUGAUCAAAUGAGAGUGUUGAUGAAUUUGCUUUUGAGGAGAAUGUAAAUACUGAGAAGCCAAAGCUAAAUUAUCUUUUUUUCUCGCCUGUGUAGCAUUGCCUUCUGAAGGUGAGGUUGACUGCGUGUUGCUUUGAAGAUUUUUGCAGGUGUGUACCUCUUGCAAUUUUAAGGGCUGCUUUGAAGUAAGUAGUGCCUGCCUCUUAAAGUGAAGUGUAAAUGGAGGGAGUCUUGCCUAAUCUUCACAGACUUGGAUCCUUUAUUUCUGAACAUGCUUGGCCCCAUUCUAAAGCCCAGCUAGCUUCAUUACUGGAAGAAUUCAGAAGUCAGCUUUGUGCAUAGCAUCUUUUAAAAAGAUGAUGUAAACAUUCCAGGGUAUCAGGCUGUUGCAGUGACCAAGUAGGAUUCUUGCUAAAGUUUGGGAAACAAAGGGACCAGAUUUGACUCUACAACCUUUACUGAAUUGGUCAAUAAGGCACUUGGGACAUUCAUACUCAUCGAACGGAGACAGGUUUCUUACUAACAGCAAUUGAUUUCUCCUGUCGAACUGUGGUGAUGCAGACAUGUUAGAAUAACUGGAAUAUAUGAUCUUAUUUAUUAUGUAUAUUGGAGUUAAAACAUUGAUCCCAUAAUUUUUUUUGGGGGGGGGGUGCUGGAGAUUAUAUAAAAAGAGAGAUAAUCUACUUGUCUCAGCUCAGCAAGGAAGACAUGUACUCUAAACUGGGAAUCAUUUUAUGUUUGGUGUUCAUGGUGGCGACAUUAUGCAUAAUUAAAAACUGUUCCGACAGGAGGCCCUGAUACUUGCCACACUGUGCAACAAUGUUUUUAAAAAGAAAAGCACUGACAGGAUCAUUUAAUGGUCAUUCUAUUUUUCUACUUAAUUAUUUUUAUAAUGGGAAACUGCUGCCUUUUAGUAUAACAUUUUAUUUCAUAAAUCACUUGUGUGUUUUAGUACUAAUUUGCAUUCUCUUCUGUGGUACACUAAUAGUCCAUUAGUCAGUGACAAUAAUUUAUGCGCCUAUUGUUUUAUAACUGUAUAUAUUUACCAGUGCUGCUGCAAACAUUUGA
This is a messenger RNA of Protopterus annectens (West African lungfish), 7705 nucleotides long. It is a transcript of the gene DOCK5, whose product is annotated as dedicator of cytokinesis 5. Gene Ontology annotation, cellular component: cytoplasm; plasma membrane. Gene Ontology annotation, biological process: small GTPase-mediated signal transduction; cell migration. The record is from RefSeq and is a predicted model, not a curated record. Gene Ontology annotation, molecular function: small GTPase binding; guanyl-nucleotide exchange factor activity. Lineage: Eukaryota; Metazoa; Chordata; Ceratodontiformes; Protopteridae.